AUGGCCUUCUCGCAGUGUGUCGGCAUCGGGCUCUUCCUCCAGGCCGGCAGGGUCAUAUACCUCGCCGGACCAGGCCUUGGUGCCAUCGCGUACAUUGUCACUGGGACCGUUCUGUGGUCAUGUGCUGCAUGCCUUGGCGAGAUGACAGCCCUGUUUCCCGUCAAGGGCCCCAUCAUCGAAUUUCCUCGUCGAUUUCUGGACGAGUCUCUGGGAUAUACUGCGGGGUGGAUGACAUGGUUUUCCUGGAUUGUGCUUGUAGCCGCCGAGCUUGUGGCUAUAACUCACAUUUUCCAGUUCCGAUAUCCUCAAGAGCUCCUCCAAGCAGCCAGAUACCCUGAUCCCACACUCGAAUUCUAUCCCAGCGCGUCACCCGCGGUCUACGUCCUUUGCUUCUUUCUCAUCAUGUUGACUUUCAACAUGCUCCCAGUACGGUGGUUUGGCCGACUGGAGUACAUCUUCGGCACUAUCAAGAUGCUCUUCAUCAUCACCCUUAUCCUUUUCAACGUCAUUAUCCAUAUUCAACAGCCUGUCAAGCGUGGAGCCUUCUGGACCUACAAUGAGCCCUACUCGUUCGCUGCCCGAAAUAUGACCCUCCCAAACAAGAAUGUAGUCCAGGGAGAUGCCGGCCGCCUCCUCGGUGUUUGGGAAGCUAUGACGACCUGCCUCUUCGGCAUGAUCGGCUUUGAAACCAUUGCUAUCACAGCAGCUGAGAACAAGGAUCUUCGAACGGAAGAAACCGUGAAGAUUGGCACCCGCAAAAUCAGCCUCCGCAUUAUAACCCUCUACACGCUCGCGACCUUCACCGUCGGUCUUAACGUCCCGUACACGUAUCCCACCAUCGUGGACAACGCCGUCAUCUCCUUUGGCUUCGGCCAAAACUCAGCCUUUGUCGCCUCUCCAGUAAUUAACCGACUGAGGGUCUGGCCGUACAUCGUCAACGACUUCAUCAUUUUUUCAGCCACCACGGCGGGGGCCAAUGGACUGUACAACGCGUCGCGGACGCUGCAUGCGCUGGCCAGCAUCCAUGAGGUUUGGCCGAAUUGGGGACCCGUACAGGCUCUUCGUCGGAGGCUCGAACGGACGAACUAUGGGGUGCCCCAUGCAGCCGUGGUUCUCAGUGCGUGCUUUGGACUCAUGGGAUUCCUAGCUUGUAACCCGGAUUCGCAGAAGAUUCUAGGUCGGAUGGUUCGGUGUUGUGUUGUCUCCAUGAUGAUUACGUAUGGGCUCGUGGCAGCAAGUUUCAUCGAGUUCUACAAGAGUGUGGAAGGUGCCGCAGCCGGUCAGACCAUGGAAGUGGUCGACAUCUAUAAUCCAUUAGUCAGGCAGCUCUACGACCGCAGCAAUCCGCGAUAUCCAUACAGGUCACACGGCCAGUGCCUCCGGGCAUACUAUGCGGUACUCGCAUGCAGCCUCUUCGUCAUCUUCAACGGGUGGAGGACCUUUAUCAGCCCUGUAAACAUUAAAGACUUCUUCGGGUGCUACAUCGCCAUCCUUCUGAUGGCUAUGAUAUCAACCAUGUAUCAAAUCAAAUUCUGGGGUUGGGACCCCCGCAAGUGGAGGAGAAGGGUAUCGGAUAACCGACUUGAAAGGCCUCAGCCAAUGACGGCCGACUCGGUCCCCCGGCGAGGACAGCUGACAUUGGUCGCCGCCGGUGAGAUGGCCGAUGGUUCUAGGCGCGUCGAGAAUAUUAGGAGGUUUGGAAGGUGGUUACUUGUCUGGUUAAAGUAG
Molecule: messenger RNA, 1728 nt
Organism: Fusarium odoratissimum NRRL 54006
Lineage: Eukaryota; Fungi; Ascomycota; Sordariomycetes; Hypocreales; Nectriaceae
Exons: 4
Coding region: 1-1728 (575 amino acids)
Biological process (GO): amino acid transmembrane transport
Cellular component (GO): membrane
Molecular function (GO): amino acid transmembrane transporter activity
Source: RefSeq, a predicted model, not a curated record